AUGUCCUCGCUGAUAUUGUUGAAUACGCUUCAACGUGACUUGGACCCAAGGUACCAGGAGAUACUCAAUUCCAAUUUGCAAGUCUCGGAAAUUUCAGAAAAGUAUCUACAAGAUCUACUUGUGAAUGAUGAGCUAUUAUCAAUAGACACUUUUAAAACAUCAACCACUCAAACAAACCGUACCAUAGAUGUAGAGAUUGCAGAAUUGGACUCGCUGCGGUACCAGCUUAACCAGAAAUUGAGCUUGUUGACAAAUUCCAACAAAGAUCUUAUAAUUGAUGUCAAUAGAGAUUUGAAUGAUGUACAUGACAAGCUAUCUUUUGAUUACCAACAAUGUCUCAAUUCGUUGAGCAAGAAUCUUCACAUUGGGCCCAACGGGUUCUUAAACCGCGAAAAACAGCAACUUCACUCUAUACGACUCAACAAUGCAACAUUGAGCAGCAUGGAUUCUGUUUUGGAUGUGCUCGAACUACCGACUCUAUGCAAGCUUUGUAUUCUUCAAGGCAACUACCAGGAAAGCUUGGACAUAGCAAUGUUUGCAAAGUCGUUGAUCAUUCGGUUCCCCAAAUUACAGCUAUUCAAAGCUAUUUCCAAACAGAUUGAAAGUGAGUUGCAAAUGAUGUUAAAGGGUUUAAUCAAGCUAUUAAAUACCGACUUGAAACAAAACCAGAUACUCAAAAUCUUUCAGGUACUAAGCCAAUUGGAAAACGUUGAUGAAGCAUCCUUACAACGGAUCUUUUUGAAUAGCCGUUUCAAAUAUAUUAUCAAUGAAAUAUCGAGUUUGGUACCCAUAUUGAAAUUCAGCAAACUCACUUAUUUGAAGAGAUUUGUUGAAACAUACAGAGAACACAUUUACUCCACUCUAUCUAUGUAUCACACAAUUUUCAAAGAUGAAAUAAAUUUGUUGCUUUUGAAUAAAUUUGUUACCAGCUUAGGAUAUAAUUUAUGUGACGAAUUCAACAAAUAUCUACCGUCAAUCAGAUCACAAGCAGUGGAAGCUAUUGAUUCUGAUAUAGAGUUAAAAAGUUCCAUCGAUGGCUUGUUACUACAACUAAUAUAUCUUUGCAAGUCCUUGGCCACUUUCCAGUUUGAAUUCGAGCCAUUAAUUUUGGAAAAAUUGUGCUUUCAAAAUCAGCUCAUCAAGGAAGAGGACUGGCUUAGAAACAUGGCAAAAGUCAAAAAGUACCGGUGA
Lodderomyces oxycetoniae is the source of this 1191-nucleotide messenger RNA. RefSeq names its product Golgi transport complex subunit. Lineage: Eukaryota; Fungi; Ascomycota; Pichiomycetes; Serinales; Debaryomycetaceae. Gene Ontology annotation, cellular component: COG complex. The coding region runs from base 1 to 1191 and encodes 396 amino acids. The transcript has a single exon. Gene Ontology annotation, biological process: cytoplasm to vacuole targeting by the Cvt pathway; intra-Golgi vesicle-mediated transport. The record is from RefSeq and is a predicted model, not a curated record.